UGGCUGCCGGCGGGGGGUCGGCGGCCACCCCGGCCACCCCCUUGCCCCCCGAGCUGCUCCUGCACCCGGGACACAGCUUUCUGUGUGGACUCCAAGGCUGUGCCCAGGAACUUGCCCCCCGAGGUCAUCUCGCUGACGAUGGUGAACGCGGCCUUCACGGAGAUCCGAGAGGCAGCCUUCGCCCACAUCCCCUCGCUGCAGUUCCUCCUGCUGAACUCCAACAAGCUCACGUUGAUCGGGGACAAUGCCUUCGCCGGCCUCUCGCAUCUCCAGUACCUGUUCAUUGAGAACAACGACAUCCAGGCACUCUCGAAGGCCACUUUCCGUGGGCUCAAGUCCCUGACCCACCUGUCCUUGGCCAACAACAACCUGCAGACGCUGCCCCGGGACCUCUUCAAGCCACUGGACAUCUUGAGCGACCUGGACCUCCGGGGCAAUACGCUGGCCUGCGACUGCAAGAUCAAGUGGCUGGUGGAGUGGCUGGAGAGCACCAACACCACGGUCCCCGCCGUCUUCUGCAGCAGCCCCGCGCAGUUCGAAGGUCAGCGGAUCCGGGACCUGGCGCUCGGUGACUUCCAGUGCAUCACCACGGACUUUGUGGUGCACCAGGUCCUGCCCUUCCAGUCGGUGUCGGCUGAGCCCUUCACCUACGCCAGCGACCUGUACAUCGCCCUGGCACAGCCCGGUGCCAGCAGCUGUGCCAUCCUCAAGUGGGACUACGUGGAGCGCAAGCUGCGUGACUUCGACCGCAUCCCCGCUCACUCCGCGGUGCACUGCAAGCCCAUCGUGGCGCAGAACCAGCUGUACGUGGUGGUGGCCCAGCUCUUCGGUGGCUCCUACAUCUACCGCUGGGACACCGCCGUGGACAAGUUCAUCAAGAUCCAGGACAUCGACAGCCAGAAGACCCGCAAGCCCAACGACAUCGAGGCCUUCCAGAUCGACGGCGACUGGUACUUCGUCAUCGCCGACAGCUCCAAGGCGGGCUCCACCAGCCUCUACCGCCUCAACCAGAACGGCUUCUACUCCCACCAAGCCCUCCACGCCUGGCACCGCGACACCGACGUGGAAUACGUGGAGAACGACGGCAAACCCCGGCUGAUCAUCUCCAGCAGCUCCCAAGCCCCCGUCAUCUACCAGUGGAGCCGGGCGCAGAAGCAAUUCACGCCCCAAGGGGAGGUGGGGGAGAUGCUGGACGUGCAGAUGGUGAAGUACUUCAGGGUGAAGCGGGACCAAUUCCUCUGCCUCAGCCGCUACAUUGGCGACUCCAAGGUGGUGCGAUGGGAAGGGCAGCGCUUCGUUGAGCUCCAGACGCUGCCGUCCCGCGGCUCCAUGGUGAUGCAGCCCUUCUCGGUGGAGCAACGGCAGUACCUGGCCCUGGGCAGUGACUUUUCCUUCACCCACGUCUACCUGUGGGAAGAGGAGAAGCAGAAAUUCGUCAAGUUUCAGGAGCUGUCGGUGCAGGCGCCGCGGGCUUUCCGCUACGUGCCGGCUGCCGACGUGCAGCUUCUCCUGGCUCCCAGCUUCAAGGCCAACACGCUGGUCUACCGGCACGUGGUGGUGGACCUCAGCCUCUAG
Molecule: messenger RNA, 1575 nt
Organism: Haliaeetus leucocephalus (bald eagle)
Lineage: Eukaryota; Metazoa; Chordata; Aves; Accipitriformes; Accipitridae
Gene: LGI3
Product: leucine-rich repeat LGI family, member 3
Exons: 8
Biological process (GO): regulation of exocytosis
Cellular component (GO): synaptic vesicle
Molecular function (GO): protein binding
Source: RefSeq, a predicted model, not a curated record